Molecule: messenger RNA, 1921 nt
Organism: Gigantopelta aegis
Lineage: Eukaryota; Metazoa; Mollusca; Gastropoda; Neomphalida; Peltospiridae
Product: nipped-B-like protein B
Exons: 1
Coding region: 40-1788 (582 amino acids)
Molecular function (GO): protein binding
Source: RefSeq, a predicted model, not a curated record
GAACGUGAAGGUAAUGCAGAGGUCAAAGGUCAAGGUGCAAUGAGUUCCGAUAUGGAAAAAGAUAAAGUUGAAAAGGGAAUGGAAAAUGGGGUCAAAAUUGAUGAAAAGGAAAAUAGUGAGGAAAAUGACCUUGACCUAAAUGACCCUGAACUUGCAAGUGCUGCUUUAAAAUUGCAGGCAGGCUUUCGAGGUCGCUUCAAAAACAGAGUUAAGAAGCCAGUAAAAGUAGAAGAUGAUAAAAGUGAAGGUGCUGCAGGUCAAACUGAGAUGAGGUCUUAUGUGCAUAAAGUUGAUGAGAAAAAGGAAAUAGAUAAAAAGGAAAAGAGUGAUGAAAUUGACCUUGACCUAAAUGACCCUGAACUAGCAAGUGCUGCUUUAAAAUUACAGGCAGGCUUUCGAGGUCGCUUCAAAAACAAAGUUAAAAAGCCAGUAAAAGUAGAAGAUGAGAAAGGUGAAGGUAAUACAGAGGUCACAGGUCAAACUGAGAUGAGGUCUGAUGUGCAUAAAGUUGAUGAUAGAAAGGAAAAGUGCGAGGAAAUUGACCUUGACCUAAAUGACCCUGAACUUGCAUCAGCUGCUUUAAAAUUGCAGGCAGGCUUUCGAGGUCGCUUCAAAAAUAGAGUUAAGAAGCCAGUAAAAGAAGAUGAGAAAGGUGAAGCUAAUAGAGAGGUUAAAGGUCAAACUGAGAUGAUGUCUGAUGUGCCUAUAGUUGAUGAUAAAAAGGAAAAGAGCGAGGAAAUUGACCUUGACCUAAAUGACCCUGAACUUGCAUCUGCUGCUUUAAAAUUACAGGCAGGCUUUCGAGGUCGCUUCAAAAAUAGAGUUAAAAAGCCAGUAAAAGAAGACGAGAAAGGUGUAGGUAAUAGAGAGGUUAAAGGUCAAACUGAGAUGAUGUAUGAUGUGCCUAUAGUUGAUGAGAAAAAGGAAAAGAGUGAGGAAAUUGACCUUGAUCUAAAUGACCCUGAUCUUGCAUCUGCUGCUUUAAAAUUACAGGCAGGCUUUCGAGGUCGCUUCAAAAAUAGAGUUAAAAAGCCAGUAAAAGAAGACGAGAAAGGUGAAGGUAAUAGAGAGGUUAAAAGUCAAACUGAGAUGAUGUCUGAUGUGCCUAUAGUUGAUGAGAAAAAGGAAAAGAGUGAGGAAAUUGACCUUGAUCUAAAUGACCCUGAGCUUGCAAAAACUGCUUUAAAAUUACAGGCUGGUUUUCGGGGUCGCUUCAGUAAUAAAAGUAAGAAACCUGUAAUCCAUGAUAAAAAGGAUGAAGUGACAAACAGUCAAACUGAACACGUUGAGAAAGAGGUCAAAGUUCAAGGUGACACUAAACCUAGUAAAACUGAAGAUAUUGACCUUGACCUCAAUGACCCUGAACUUGCCAAUGCUGCUUUAAAAUUACAGGCUGGAUUUCGAGGUCGCUUUAAAAAUAGAGCUAAGAAACCUGUAAAAGAUGAUGCAAAAGGGUCUAUACAGAAUAAAGGUCAGACAUUUGUGGAAGACAAAGCUAUGACAGAUGUUGAGGCAAAGACAAAGGUUGAUAAUACGGUCAAAGUUGGCUAUGUUGAACAAACUAAUGAAGUUGACCUUGAUCUAAAUGACCCUGACCUUGCUACUGCUGCAUUAAAAAUACAGGCAGGGUUUCGGGGACGUUUGAAAAAUAAAACUCAGAAAUCUGUGCAGGUUUGUAUGAAUAAAACUGCAUGUCGUGGAGUCAAGAUUUUGUAUGCAAUAUAUAUAACAUAUACACAGUAUUUUUACAGUCACAUUCGUUUACUAUUGUAUCAAUAUACUGUGUAAUAUUAAACUGCAUGUAAACUGUUGAUGAAUUUCUCUGUUGUUUAUCGUUGUUUGUUGUUGUUUUUGCUUUCUUUAUUUCCAUUUCAUUAUUAAAGUAUUUGUUUAAUUUUUUAUUAUUAUUGCCUAACCCCAG